Molecule: messenger RNA, 1302 nt
Organism: Labeo rohita (rohu)
Lineage: Eukaryota; Metazoa; Chordata; Actinopteri; Cypriniformes; Cyprinidae
Gene: cnih3
Product: cornichon family AMPA receptor auxiliary protein 3
Exons: 6
Coding region: 471-953 (160 amino acids)
Biological process (GO): vesicle-mediated transport; regulation of AMPA receptor activity
Cellular component (GO): dendrite; synapse
Source: RefSeq, a predicted model, not a curated record
CACCUGUUAGCCGGCAUAUAUUCUUGCGCCUUCGUUGUGGGAAGGUGAACUGAUCGCCAGGACCAGUGUCAGUGUAUUAACUCAAAGUUGUGCAUUUCCAAAGUCGUCACCGCGCACAAUCUCCAUCUUUAAAUGGACUAUCACUGCCGACGACACCAUACGGGACAAUGUUAACGCAUCAUUUGCUUAACCGUCCACAAAUGCCUUGAUCUCACAGGGACUUCGCAACAGUGCUGCAACUCGCGCAAAAUCGACACACCACUGGACUUUCUUGUAUUCAUUCGUGAAUAUGGCAAAGCGACUGCACUGAACUGAAGCCGAGGUUUGCAACACAUUGUUGCAAAUAUUUUGAUGAAGAACACGAUGCUCUCCCUCUUGCGUGCCCCGUAACUGCUUCCAUUCAUUCAGUCCAGUUUGGCUCGAGCACCGUCUUCUCUCCUGGAGAUUUUCCUUCCAGUUUCCUCUCAAUUAUGUUUACUUUCGCUGCCUUUUGCUAUAUGCUUUCCCUUGUCCUCUGCGCUUCUCUCAUCUUCUUCGCGAUCUGGCAUAUAACAGCCUUUGAUGAGCUUCAGGCAGACUUCAAGGUGCCGAUCGAUCAGGGCAAUCCACUUCACGCGCGCGAAAGACUGCGAAAUAUUGAAAGGAUCUGCUGCCUGCUGAGAAAGUUGGUGCUUCCAGAGUACUCUAUCCAUGGACUCUUCUGUAUCAUGUUCCUGUGUGCUCAGGAGUGGCUUACUGUAGGCCUGAAUAUCCCUCUCCUCUUCUACAACACAUGGAGCAGGUACUUUCACAGCCCCACAGACACUAAGGAGCUUCUCUACGAUCCAGCAUCAGUCAUGAACGGAGACACACUCAAAUUCUGCCAAAAAGAAGCCUGGUGCAAGAUGUCAUUCUUUGUCCUCUCGUUCUUCUACUAUCUCUACUGUAUGAUCUACUCCUUGGUGACCUCAUAACAGAGUUCUCAACACUGCUCAUAAGACAGUUUUCCGAAAACUACAUUUGGAUGAAACAAGAGACACAAGUUCAACACAGUGCAGUGUCUGAACCCACAGAGAAGACUUGACCCCAUCUUCCCAGAGUAUCAGAAGAACCCAGUGUUGUUUACAGAUCUGACUCAACGCCCUAGAUGUCUCAUGGACCUGGUGUGACGCGCUUUUCACAAGCUCACAGUAACAUUUGCACAGAUUGUCUCAGGCAUAGCACAACAUGUCCUUUACCACUUUGAGGCACAAAACCUGCCAACCUUUACACUCACUAUAUGUAGCUUCAAAUUCAUGUCGGGAUAAAACAAACGAAAGGAAA